Molecule: messenger RNA, 1391 nt
Organism: Hemiscyllium ocellatum (epaulette shark)
Lineage: Eukaryota; Metazoa; Chordata; Chondrichthyes; Orectolobiformes; Hemiscylliidae
Product: olfactomedin-4-like
Exons: 5
Coding region: 3-1391 (462 amino acids)
Biological process (GO): signal transduction
Source: RefSeq, a predicted model, not a curated record
AGAUGCUGUUCCUUCUGUUGAUCGCGGCCACUGUCCUGCCUUCUUCUGGCAUCAAUGUCAAUGGGACAAUCAACAACGAAGGAGUUUGUCUCUGCUCCGUGGUUUUGCCUGAUACGUCAUUCCCAGUGGAAAAAAUGGAAUAUUUAGAAAUAACAACCGAGGAGCUCAAGAGCAAAGUGGAACUGGAGAUCAGCAAGGUGCAGGAAUACUCGAGGGCUGUUUCUGUGCACUCCUCCAAGCUGGUGAACCUGACCCUCCGCCUGGAGAAGAUGGAGACUGAACACGGCUACACUCAGCUUGACUUUGAGCUGUUGAAGUUGGAGAUCCAAGAGCUGGAGGCACUCACCAAUCAGCUGAAGCAGUCCCUCAAUGGCAGCAACAGCAUCAUCGAUCAGCUCUACAUGGAGAUUAUAAAUAUAUCCCGUAUUGUCAAUGAGCUGGAAUCAUUUGACAUACACAACGCUCUGGCAAUACGCAAAGAAAUUACUCUGCUGAAGAAACAGCUCGCUGACUGUGAGAAGAAUCAAGCCCCACCAACCCUUCCUCCCAUUGAUUUCGGAAGCUGUGAUCAUAAUGGCCUUCUCCAAUUGAGCGAACCUACCGUAAUACAACUGAACUAUAAUGGAUUUGGUUAUCGAUAUGGAGCAUGGGGCAAAGAUUCAAUUCCACCCCCUGAUAAAAAGGAGCUAUAUUGGGUGGCACCACUCUACACAGAUGCACGAACACUGUAUUCCUUCAUUGUCUAUUAUUCACUUAAUGAUAUGCUACUUAACAAAAAUGGAAUAACCAAAUCAUUUCCAAGUUCAUUCAUAGCACAGGGAAGUGGAAUGGUUUUGUACGAUAAUUUCUUGUAUUACAACUGUUACAAUACCAGAGACAUGUGCAGGUAUCACAUAGACACAGGCAGAGUACAGAGCCAGACUCUUAAAGAUGCAGCUUACAAUAACAAGUAUUCUUAUGUGGGCGUCACAUACCAAGACAUAGACUUUGCUGUGGAUGAAUCUGGCCUUUGGGUCAUUUACUGCCCUGAAGCAAAUGCCGGGAAUGCUGUUAUUGGUAAGAUUAAUGAGGCCACCUUCACUGUGGAAAAGACAUGGGUCACCAAGCUUUACAAACCUAGUGUGUCCAAUACUUUUAUAAUAUGUGGGGUUCUGUAUGCAAUUCGGCCUGUGCAACCACAGUCUGAGGAAAUUUUCUAUGCAUUUGACACCAAAACUGGGAAGGAAGAGUCAAUUUCUAUAACAAUGGAUAAGAUCCUGGAAAAACUGCCAAGUGUUAACUACAAUCCAACCAAUCACAAACUCUACGUGUACAAUGAUGGCUACCAGUUGACUUAUGAUGUGAUCUUCAGACGUGAACCACCAGUGAGCAACAGUGGGAUUGCCAAUUGA